Molecule: messenger RNA, 1302 nt
Organism: Neofelis nebulosa (Clouded leopard)
Lineage: Eukaryota; Metazoa; Chordata; Mammalia; Carnivora; Felidae
Gene: PPP1R17
Product: protein phosphatase 1 regulatory subunit 17
Exons: 5
Coding region: 332-799 (155 amino acids)
Biological process (GO): regulation of phosphatase activity
Molecular function (GO): protein phosphatase inhibitor activity
Source: RefSeq, a predicted model, not a curated record
UGGCUUGUCUGGAUUUCUCCAGCCUUGCACACUGGGAACUCAAAGCACCACUCUGUAUUGUGUUUUGUAAUGGACAAUUAUUGCAGUCGGAGCAGUGGCAGCGAGAUUAUCGUCUUCCCCUCUCCAUCCCCCUUGCCCUGGCGCCUGUGAAACGGAGCAUCCCCAUGGCAACAGCGGCAGCUGGUCCCUUGAUAAGAGGAGCUGGAGCCCAGCAGCAGCCACUGCUGCAGAGAAGCCGGCCCAGCUUGGGGAGGAGGCUUGCCCUCCCCUUCUCUCGCCUUCUCAUCCCAGAGCCUGCACUGAUUGGGCUGGAGAAGACAUACCUCCUUCGAUGAUGUCCACUGAGCAAAUGCAGCCACUGGAGCUCUCAGAAGACAGGCUGGACAAGCUAGACCCUCAUCGUGAGCACUUAGAUGACCUUUCAGACCAGUUCAUUAAGGACUGUGAUCUCAAAAAGAAGCCAAGAAAGGGAAAAAAUGUGCAGGUUGCCCUGAAUGUUGAGUCAGACCAAAAAAAACCAAGAAGAAAAGAUACACCGGCAUUGCACAUCCCACCUUUCAUACCAGGUGUGCUUUCAGAACAUUUAAUUCAAAGAUACGAUGUUCAAGAGAGACAUCCAAAGGGCAAAAUGAGUCCAGCUCUUCAUAACACUGACCUGGAACAGAAAAAACCAAGGAGAAAAGACACACCUGCCCUGCACGUGUCCCCCUUUGCAGCAGGUAUGACACUGCUCAGGGACGAGAGACCCAAAGUGAUCAUGGAAGAUGACGAAAAGGAUGGUGACAAAAUAGCUAUUUAAACAGAGUUCCCCUGAGACCCUUGUAAAUAGGUUAGAUUGGUUCCCUGUGGCGACCUAGAAAAAAAAUAGACUUGCUUCUGCUCUCAUUUUGUCAUAGUCUGCCUUUAAGAUCCAGACACCUUUCCCCCAGGAGACAUACUAUAUCAGAUUGCCAGUCACCUCUUCGACUCUCUCUUCUUUCUUGAAUCUGGUUUCUGUUCCCGCCUCUUGAAUUUUCGUUUUCUAAUGCAGCGGAAAGGAAACAGAUCAUUCCAAAGUGGGAGGUAACAGGGAAAACUCUAGUGUUAGCUUCUGCAUCUUCUGGAUCAAUUCAUGGAGCAAAGAACAUGAAUAGCAUGGAAGUGCGUUAUUUCUUGGUCUACACUGGUGACCAGGACUUGACUUCACAUUAUCCAAAUAGCAGCUCAAGGGGGGACUGACUCCCUGUUGCCAGUUAAGGAGGCGGGAAGGCUUGGUUCAGACUCACUGAUUACUUUGGAGAACAUGGUCUUUUGUGUCCUUUA